AUGGUUGGCAUAAAAACACUGGGAUACAUUGAUCAACGAUUGAGGUCUAUAUUAAGAAUAAAUAAACCAUUUGGUGACAUAAAUGUAAUAGUGUUUGGCGAUUUCUUUCAAUUAGCACCGGUAUUAGCAACACCAUUGUACGAUAGUUUUGAAGAAAUAUUGUCUAAAUUUCCAAGUGCUGUAGAAAUGUUAUCGAUUAAAUCUAUUUGGGAAACAUUCAAGUUUUAUGAGUUGACUGAAAUAAUGCGCCAAAAAGAUGACAAAAAAUUUGCAAUAAUGUUAACAAAGUUGGCCAGAGGACAGUUGGAGGAAGCUGAUGUAAAAUAUUUCCAAAAUCUUAUAAUCCACCUAGACAUUACUUUUCAACCACAAGUAAUGCAUCUUUGGGCUACUAAUAACGAAGUCGACGAAAUGAACAAGAGAGUGCUUAACUCUAUGAAUCAAGUUAGUUUCAUAUCCGAAGCCAUUGAUACGUCUGCGAAACGAUCGGAUAUUGAAUCUGCCAAGAAACUGCCACGACAAAAGACUAUGGGUUUAGCUUUAAGAUUAGUUUUAAAAGAAACAGCUAAAUACAUGGUGAUAGCUAAAAUUUCGACCGAAGACGGCAUAGUGAACGGUGCAAUCGGAGAACUCAUGCAAAUAAACAAAGGACAGACUGCAGGAGGUAAAGAAGUUGCAAAAGGGGUUUGGAUCAAGUUUGAUGAGCCAGAGGUGGGGUCACUAACCAGACAGAAGAUAAGAGACAAACUUAAACCCGAAGGCGAACACACAGAUGAUAUGUGCAAGUGGACACCAAUUGAAAUCAUAAAAUUAGAAUUUCAACUCGGUAAUGCAGAGCACCAUAAAGUAACUAGAAUGCAAUUGCCCUUAGUAGAAGCUUUGGCAUUGACGGUACACAAAAGUCAAGGUGCCACAUAUCAAUCUGUAGCAUUUCAUAUACCUCAAAAACUCUUGGAGUGCAAUAUGUUAUAUGUAGGAUGUAGUCGAGCAACUUCGGCUCAAGUUUGCGUAUAG
Molecule: messenger RNA, 1014 nt
Organism: Aphis gossypii (cotton aphid)
Lineage: Eukaryota; Metazoa; Arthropoda; Insecta; Hemiptera; Aphididae
Exons: 1
Coding region: 1-1014 (337 amino acids)
Biological process (GO): DNA repair; telomere maintenance
Molecular function (GO): DNA helicase activity
Source: RefSeq, a predicted model, not a curated record